This is a messenger RNA of Schistosoma spindalis, 3240 nucleotides long. Lineage: Eukaryota; Metazoa; Platyhelminthes; Trematoda; Strigeidida; Schistosomatidae. The record is from the annotation of a GenBank genome assembly.
AUGAUCUCUAAAGAGGAUCAAGAAGGUCUUUUAGAGGAAUCUCUAUGCACUGUUAGACAGUAUGCUUGUCAAAUGGAACGCUGUCUGGAAAAAAGAUAUUUGGUUGACGCCAUACAACAUGCUGCUAAUAUGCUUUUGGAGAUGAAAAAUUAUUCUUUGUCACCAAAAGCGUACUAUGAGUUGUAUAUUGUUGUUACAGACAAACUACGCACUCUGGAAUCCUACCUUAUCGAAGAACACAAAAGUGGACGCAAGGUUUCAUAUUUAUAUGAAACGGUUCAAUAUAUUUCAAAUAUUCUUCCUCGAUUGUACUUACUUAUUACUGUUGGAGUUUAUCAUAUUAAAUGUUCCGACCUGUCGCGACGUGAAAUUCUUCGUGAUCUGGUAGAAAUGUGUUCUGGUGUGCAACAUCCUACAAGAGGUCUUUUUUUGAGAAGUUAUCUAUUGCAAUCACUACGAAGUGAUCUUCUCCCGGAUAUUGAGGACUCACCAUCAACACAUGCAGCUGUAAAUGAAACGGAAGAUGAUAGCAGCAAAAAUAGUGGUAAAUUAUCACCUGAUGAGAAUAAGCUAGAUAAUAACAACAAUAUUAAUGAUGAUGGUGAACAAAAGAUUAGUCAAAAGUCAAUCCAUGUUUACUCACAAGGGACAAUUGCUGAUAGUAUAAACUUCCUAUUAUUCAAUUUUUCGGAAAUGAAUAAACUUUGGGUACGAAUGCAACAUCAAGGACAUACUAGAGACCGUGAAAAGCGAGAACAAGAACGUCGAGAAUUACGUAUACUUGUUGGUGCAAAUUUGAAUCGAUUAUCUCAACUAGAAUCAAUUGAUGUUGAGCGAUAUAAAACACAAGUCCUACCACCGAUUUUGGAACAGAUUAUCGAAUGCCGUGACGUUAUCGCACAAGAAUAUCUCAUGGAUGUAGUCAUACAGGUUUUUCCUGAUGAGUUUCAUUUGGCUACCUUACCUCUGUUGUUGCGUACUUGUAAUCAUUUACAAGCUGGUGUGAAACUGAAGCCUAUUGUUUGCAGUCUUAUCGAUCGUUUGUCUAAACAUGUAGCUACUGAAUUAGAAGCUGGACGUGAAUUAAAAAUUGAAGUAUCAUGCAAUAACUAUUCACCAAUUAAAGCAAAAACUUCUUGUAAUACUAUCAACGGUAAUGAUGAUAAUAAUAAUAACAACAACAAAAACGGUAAUCAUUCUUCUCUACAUAAUGAAGAGGACAUAUCUUUAUCAACAGCUUAUGAUGUUCAAUUAAAAAACUCUGAUCAAAAUCAAGAGAACAUAAUAAAGAAUGAUAUGAAUACAACAAUACCAUCGACUUAUACUACUUCUACUGAUAUUGAUCAAACUUCUAUGUCAACAAAAACAACCACUACAACGACUGAUCUUUUUUCAUUAUUCUUUUAUGAAGUAAAUCAAAUUAUUCAUGCACGUUUAACAUUAUGUGAAUUAACAUUGAAUAAUUUACAAUUAUCAUCAUCAUCAUCCAAUAAUAAUAAUAAUAAUAAUAAUAAUAUGAAAACUCGUCCUACAAUACAAACUGUAGCAAUAAUGAAUGGUUUACCAUUAGAAGAUAUUCCAGCAUUUUAUUCAGUUUUAGUUUAUUUAGCUAUGAUAAUUCAUCCAAAUAAUUGUUCUUCCUUAAUUGAUAUUUGUUUAAAUGCUACAGCAGAUGCAUUGAAUCAUGUUGGUCUAGUUCUAAUACCUUCAGGAUCUUCAUUAUCACGUGAUUUACUUCGCCUCCUGUAUCUACCAUUAGAUGGUUCAUUUCCCCAAUCAAUGAGUGGUGUUCAUCGUAUAAAUGCUCCUAUAUCAUCACUUAGCGAUUUACGCACAGUGCUAGGAAUGUCCGGAUUUCGACGUUUAGUUUCAUUAUUAGAUCCAAAAACUACCAAAUGUCGAUUAGCUUAUGAUCUAUUGAAUGCUGCUUUAGAACGUGAUCAACGUCAGCGUCAAGUGUUACAAUUUAAUCAAAAUAAUUACAAACAUGAUAUAAAUAAAGAUUCAUCAUCAUCAUCAUGUGCUCAUUUAUCAUCACGUUUGACUACUGAAGCAGAUCUAGAUAAUUUAUUUGAAUUAAUUGAUGGAUUAUUAACAACUGAUCCUAAUGCAUGUGAAGAUCCAAAUGAAUUUAUUGAUGCACAAAGUUUAAUAGCUGGUAUGCUACAUAUUCUAGGACCAAGUCCUAAAAGUUUAGAUCCAGAUAUAUGUUUUAAAUUGUUUACAAAAGCUCAAUUACGUUUAGAACAAGCUGGACAUGCAAUUGUUCGUUUUAAUUUUCCUGCACUUGUUUUUCAGAGUCUUCAAUUAAUACAAACAUAUUAUGAAUUACGUAAUCAAAAUUCUAAUUGGGAAGAAAGUGUUACAAAUGUAGUGAGAUUUUGUCAUCGUUGUUGUACAUGUUUAGUAGCAGCUGAUGCAUCUGAAUCAGCUUUACGAUUAUUUUUAUACUCAGCAUUGGUGAUUGAUAAAAUACAAUUUACCAAUCAAGAAUCAAUGAUAUAUGAGUUUAUUUCACAAGCGCUUACACUUUACGAAGAAGCUGUCUCAGAUUCUCAUGCACAAGUUGAAGCAAUUGCAUUAAUUACUAGUACUUUAUAUCAAAUUAAUUGUUUCACUGGUGAUAAUCAAUCUACAUUACGUACUCAAUGUACACGAGCUGCAGCACGUCUACUACGUAAACAUGAUCAAUGUCGAGCAGUUUGUGCAAGUACACAUUUAUAUUGGCCAACUAAACCAUUAAUUAGGAAAGGAAUUAAGCCAAGUCUACUUAUCCCUGUGACAGAUAAUAAUCCUGAAAUUUCAACUUAUGCAAGAUUAUCUGAAACAGGAGAAUUAUCAGAUGAACAUUACAAUAAAUUACGUGAUCCAAAAGGUGUAAUUUCUUGUUUAGAUCGAGCGGCUCGAUUUGCCAAAGAAUGUAUGGAUACUGCUGUUCGUGCACAAUUAUUUAUUGAUAUUCUUAAUCUAUCUGUCAAUCUUCGUUUAUCUGAUUGUGAACAAAUAACUGAUGACCGAAUAAAUGAUAUCAUUGGUGAGAUUAGGAAUUUACUGAACAAUUUGGAACCAUCUCCUGUCACUGAUCAUAUAACAGUACAUUUUAAGAAUACUUUAAAUUAUAUACGAUAUGAACAACAGACUACUACUGCUAUUAGUGAUUCAGCCAGCAUCAGUGUUGAUACUGAUUCUGAUGUUCAGUCAUUAAGUAGCAAACUAUUUGCAUCUGUCCAAUUAUUCUGA